This is a messenger RNA of Hordeum vulgare subsp. vulgare (domesticated barley), 1764 nucleotides long. Its product is annotated as ankyrin repeat-containing protein At2g01680-like. The transcript is spliced from 3 exons. Bases 1 to 1764 code for a protein of 587 amino acids. The record is from RefSeq and is a predicted model, not a curated record. Gene Ontology annotation, cellular component: plasma membrane. NCBI's taxonomy places the organism in Eukaryota, Viridiplantae, Streptophyta, Magnoliopsida, Poales, Poaceae. Gene Ontology annotation, molecular function: protein phosphatase regulator activity; protein phosphatase 1 binding.
AUGGCAGCCAAUGCAUCAACAGCAGCUAGUUCAUCGGGAGGAGAAGUGGCGCCACGGCCACCACAAAUAGACAAACGGCUCCUGAAUGCAGCCACAUCUGGUGAUUCCACGUCAAUGCAGGCCUUGGCUUCACAGAAUCCAGGCAUUCUUCUCGGAACAACUCUUACAGGAAACACCUGCCUUCACAUAGCCUCCACCUAUGGCCACCAAGGAUUCUGCAUGGAUGUGGUGGCACUAGAGAACCUUCUCCUCACCGUGGAAAACUUGGAUGGGGAGACGCCACUUCUCGCCGCUGUUGCAAGUGGUCGUGCCCGAGUGGCUUCCAUCUUACUCAGAUGCUACCAAGCACGGCAGUUGAGUGCUGCAAUCUUGUGGCAAGACAAGGAGGGAUGCAACGCGCUGCACCAUGCCAUUCACAGCGGCCACAGGGAGCUUGCGCUGGAGCUGAUAGAAGCAGAGCCCGCGCUGUCGAAACAUGUGAACAAACAUGGCGAGUCAACCAUGUUCAUCGCGGCACUGAGAAAUUUUACACAUGUCUUCGAGAAACUCCUGAAUAUUCCAGAGUCUAGUCACGCUGGACGGCACAGCGAAAAUGCUUUACACGCUGUGGUAAGAAACGGAGACGAAGAUGGCGCUAGAAAAAUUAUGGGAAAACGACCUGAAUUGGCCAGAGCAGCUGAUGACCUGCAGGGUAGCACACCAGCAACAGUGGCUGUACUUUAUAACAAGACCAAGGUGCUACGAGUAUUGCUAGAACAUGAUUGUUCAUUAGGGUAUGUGAUAACCAGAAAGGGUAAUCCCCUCCUUGUGUGUGCCGCAUCUCGAGGUCAUGUUCAUGUUGCUGGAGAGCUUCUGAGACAUUGUCCGGAUGCUAGUUAUCAGCGAGCAAGUGAUAAUUAUACAUGGCUUCAUGAAGCUGUACGGUUUGAUCAUGCAGAGUUCGUUGAAUUUAUCAUGAGAAGACCACAGCUUAGCAAACUCGUUAACAUGCGAGACCACAUCGGAAAAACUGCUCUACAUCUUGCAGUCCAGAAGUGCAAUCCCAGAAUAGUUGCUUCUUUACUGUCUCACGAGUGUAUAGAUGCAACAGUGCUUGACAACAGUAAUACUGCAGCAACUUGGAAACUGACCACCUUCACGCAGAAUGCCAAGACUUUAAACUGGAAUGAAGUGGCCAUGCUUAUGUCGAAAGCUAAUCCACAAGACGCUGCUAUUCUUCAUAAUCUUCACGUGCAAACCAAGCGACAGAUGACAGACGCAUCAAGGAAGGAAGCAAAAUCACUAACUAAAACAUACACAACCAAUACUUCAUUAGUGGCGAUCCUCACUGUGACAAUCACCUUCGCCGCUGCCUUCACCUUGCCUGGAGGAUACAACAACAAUGCUGGGAGCGAGGGACUUCCCAUCAUGUCUAAGAAGUUUGCAUUUCAGGCAUUCUUGAUCUCUGACGUCUUAGCAAUGUGCUCCUCAUUUGCCGUGGCCUUCAUAUGCAUCGUAGCAAGGUGGGGGGAUUACGAGUUCUUGAUCUAUUACGUAUCACUUACUAAGAAGCUCAUGUGGUUUGCAUACGUGGCAACAACUACGGCCUUUUCAACUGGUUUAUACACGGUGCUUGCUCCACGCGUCCACUGGCUGGCUAUUGCAAUUUGCGUUAUGGUGGCUUUGUUGCCUAUUCUGACGAAGCUGCUAGGUGAAUGGCCUGCCUUGAGGCUCAGAUUUAAGCUGGGUAAAACUUUCAAUUCCAAUCUUCUUAGCAUGGUUUGA